Molecule: messenger RNA, 444 nt
Organism: Dibothriocephalus latus
Lineage: Eukaryota; Metazoa; Platyhelminthes; Cestoda; Diphyllobothriidea; Diphyllobothriidae
Source: the annotation of a GenBank genome assembly
AUGAGUGUAGGCGUAAAUUAUGCUGCGCUCGACAGCGAAAGACAACGCCAAGAGGACCUGCUUCGUGAACUCCGUGAACUUGAGAAGGAAAUGACUUCCCCCCCCUUCGACAAAACGCAAUUACCGCAGUUAGCAUCCAAUGUUGGUACAUUGACAGGGAACGUUGGAAGCUGCUGGGAUUACGUGGACCAGCUAGCCUCCCUUGCGCAAAUUCAUCUUAAAUCAGCAGCUGAGUAUCAUCAAUUCUUCCAUGAGGCCAAUGAGCUUGAGUCAAAGAUGGAAAGACAGUUGGCCAUUGCCAAAGAUCGCCAGGAGCUGAACCCCGGACGACUGAUCUACAAGGAGACCUCACGACUAGCCAACGAAAUAAGGGUAAGAUACGUAGGCUCUUGGAGUUGUUUUCCUUCUUUGAACAAUCGCUUUGCCCAUAAGUCAUGCUUUUAG